Molecule: messenger RNA, 1193 nt
Organism: Arvicanthis niloticus (Nile rat)
Lineage: Eukaryota; Metazoa; Chordata; Mammalia; Rodentia; Muridae
Source: RefSeq, a predicted model, not a curated record
UCAGACAAGCCUUGGAGAAGGAGAGGGCUGGAGCUCUGAGCCCAGAAAUGCCUGGCAAACAGUCAGAAGACAGGCCAAUGGAAGCUGUGGAGGAUGGAGGUGAUGAAGGCCUGGGAGGCCUCACGGUAGAGGAGCUGCAGCAGGGUCAGGAGGCUGCCCUGGCCUUGGAGGACAUGAUGGCGCUGAGUGCCCAGACCCUGGUCCGAACGGAAGUGGAAGAGCUGUACGAGGAAGUGCGUCUCCUUGGCCAGGGCCGGUUCGGCCGUGUUCUGCUGGUUACUCACCGCCAGAAAGGAACACCUCUGGCGCUGAAGCAGCUCCCCAAGGGCUCCACUUCCCUCCGUAGCUUCCUGUAUGAGUUCUGCGUGGGCCUCUCGCUCGGCACGCAUUCAGCCAUCGUGGCAGCCUAUGGCAUUGGUAUCGAGUCAACCAAUUCCUACAGCUUCCUGACAGAACCUGUUUUCCACGGGGACCUCAUCACCUUCAUCCAGCCCAAGGUGGGUCUUCCACAGCCAGCCACCCAGCGCUGUGCAGCCCAACUGGCCUCUGCCCUGGAGCACAUUCACUCCCACGGCCUGGUGUACCGGGACUUGAAGCCAGAGAAUGUGCUGGUGUGUGACCCAGCCUGCCAGCGUGUCAAGCUGACAGACUUUGGCCACACCCGGCCCCGAGGGACCCUGCUCCGACUCACUGGGCCACCGAUCCCCUACACUGCCCCUGAGCUCUGUGCCCCACCACCCCUUCCGGAGGGACUACCCAUCCAACCUUCCCUGGAUGCCUGGGCUCUGGGGGUCCUGAUCUUCUGCCUUCUUACUGGCUACUUCCCCUGGGACCAACCCCUGGUGGAGGUUGACCCUUUCUUUGAGGACUUUCUCAUCUGGCAAGCUUCUGGCCAGCCGCAAGACCGGCCACAGCCAUGGUAUAGCCUGUCACCUGCAGCAGACACUCUCCUGUGGGGGCUGCUAGAUCCUCACCCCCGGAAGCGGAACCCUGUGAGCUCCAUCAAGAGCUAUCUAGGCCAGCCCUGGAAGCAGAGGGAGGGAGAGGCUGAGGAGCUGAGAGAAGAUGGGUCAAGAGGAGGACAGGAAGCUGCAAAGGGGAAGCAACCGGCAAGCUGAGACCUGCUUAGCCUGAGCUGCCUGGCUGUGGCGUCUUCUCUGCUUUCGAUCUGUCCCUUAUCUGUCCUGUGUGUU